This is a messenger RNA of Mugil cephalus (flathead mullet), 2806 nucleotides long. RefSeq names its product protein phosphatase 2, regulatory subunit B, gamma a (gene ppp2r2ca). Gene Ontology annotation, biological process: peptidyl-serine dephosphorylation. Gene Ontology annotation, molecular function: protein binding; protein phosphatase regulator activity. The record is from RefSeq and is a predicted model, not a curated record. Gene Ontology annotation, cellular component: protein phosphatase type 2A complex; cytosol. The transcript has 10 exons. NCBI's taxonomy places the organism in Eukaryota, Metazoa, Chordata, Actinopteri, Mugiliformes, Mugilidae. Bases 678 to 2039 code for a protein of 453 amino acids.
GCCGUGCCCCGAUUGGCUGCUCCGGGAGGAGGCUGCCAUGACACGGUGGAUGCUGCACAGAAUCAGAUCCACAGCAUCAGCAGGCGGCAGACCUCCAUCCUCCUUGUUAUCCCUCUCUCUUUCUCUUUUUUCUCCUCCUUUGCCUCUCCUCCUUUCACCACCACCGUCCUCUCUCUCUUUUUCUCUCUCUCUCUCUCUUCUCUGUCCCGUUCUCCCUCCCUCCCUCCGACAGACAAACGCACAGGCCUGCCGGUGCACACUGCAGCAGAGGGCCGUGUACACACCAGCGGCAGGAGGAGCAGCAGCAGCAGAAGCAGCAGGCGGACUGCCAUCUCCUUCACCAGCCUUUCCAUCCACCCGUCCACUUCACUGCCUUCCGUCUUCCCGCAUCUCAUUUUCUUCUGACACUCACCAUCUUUUUUUUUUUUUUUUUGUCUGAAAAAAAAAAAGAAAGAAGAAGAAAACCUCGGUUUCUUAUCCCGCUCCACUCCCGUCUCCAUCACCUCUUCAUGCCUCUCCUCCUCCUUCCGGUCGGCUGGUUUCCCAGGAUGCCCUGUUCCAGGCCGCUCCGCUAGGCCCCAGCAGCAUGGGCGGAGCCUGGGUGGGGAGAGAGACUACGGAUCGGACCCUUCCCCUCAGGACGGGCGCGCUGGCGGGUCACCCUCCUUCAGCUUCAGAUGGGCGAGGACGCUGAGAGCCCCAAAAUCAACCACACCUUCCUGCGAGACUACGUCACUGAAGCUGAUGUCAUCUCUACAGUGGAGUUCAACCAGACUGGGGACCUGCUGGCCACUGGGGACAAAGGUGGCCGAGUGGUCAUCUUCCAGAGAGAGAUUGAGUCCAAGGGGGAGUCGGAGGAGGCAGGGGAGACGGGGGACUCCGGGGAGUACAAUGUCUACAGCACGUUCCAGAGUCACGAGCCUGACUUUGACUACCUGAAGAGCCUGGAGAUAGAAGAGAAAAUCAACAAGAUCCGAUGGCUGCCACAGCAGAACGCAGCACACUUCCUCCUCUCCACCAAUGAUAAGACCAUUAAACUGUGGAAGGUGAGCGAGCGAGACAAGAGACCGGAGGGGUACAACCUGAAAGAUGAGGAGGGACGGCUCAAGGACGUCUCCACUAUCACCUCUCUGCAGGUGCCAGUGCUGAAACCUACAGAUCUGAUGGUGGAAGUCCGUCCCAGGCGCGUGUUCUCCAACGGACACACCUACCAUGUCAACUCCAUCUCGGUCAACAGUGACGGGGAGACCUACCUGUCCGCCGACGACCUCCGCAUUAAUAUGUGGCACCUGGGCAUCACAGACCGUAGUUUCAACAUCGUUGACAUCAAACCAGCCAACAUGGAGGACCUGACGGAGGUGAUAACAGCGGCCGAGUUCCACCCUCACCACUGCCACCUGUUCGUGUACAGCAGCAGCAAGGGAACGCUGCGCCUCUGUGACAUGAGGGCCUCCGCACUCUGCGACAAACACACAAAACUUUUUGAGGAACCUGAGGAUCCAGGGAGCCGGUCCUUCUUCUCGGAGAUCAUUUCCUCUGUGUCGGACGUUAAGUUCAGCCACAGCGGACGCUACCUGCUGACCAGGGACUACCUCACCGCCAAGGUGUGGGACCUGAAUAUGGACAAAGGACCAGUGGAGACGUACCAGGUCCAUGAAUAUCUAAGAAGUAAGCUGUGUUCCCUCUAUGAAAACGACUGCAUCUUUGACAAGUUUGAGUGCGUCUGGAACAGCUCAGACAGCGUGAUCAUGACGGGCGCGUACAACAGCUUCUUCCGGAUGUUCGACAGGGAGACGGGCCGCGGCGUGACCCUGGAGGCGUGGCGGGAGAGCAGCAAGCCGCGGGCCGUGCUGCGCACCCGCCGUGUGUACACGGGCGGCAAGCGUCGCCGCGGCGACGUGGGCGUGGACAGCCUGGACUUCACCAAGAAGAUCCUGCACAUGGCCUGGCACCCGUCCGAGAACAUCAUCGCCAUAGCGGCCACCAACAACUUGUACAUCUUCCAGGAUCGCGUCAACCCCGAGACGCAGGCGCAGUGACGGGGGCGCGGAGGGAUGGUGGUGGUGUUUUCGUCCGGCCGUCGCAGCAUACGCGCGAGCAGUGACUCAAAUUGGACGGAUUGGAUGUUUUAGAGAAGGCGCGGGAAGAUGAGAUGAGAUUAUUUAUCCAAUUCGAUUGUUUGAUCCCAGAGCCACGUGUAUAAUCAUGUUUCAACACCGAGAUAAACCGACAUCUCUAGUCCCCAUCAGGACCUUUUUUUUUUUUGUUCUGCACUCCCACUUUUUGAAGAUGUUUAUGUAACUUCCCAACUGUAGGGGCAGUGCAAGAGGUGCAGGGACACCUCUCCAUCUGCAGUGACUCAGUGCUGUUGGUCACACAGUGUUACACUAAUAUACUCUCACACGAAAUGGAAGAUACGCACUAGGUAGAAGGAAAACACACACAGGGCCUCGGGGUGGAUGACUUCAUCAGACAGUGCAUCUAAAUCUAAGUCGCCACUGUGGAGCAUUAGCAGUGAUGUUACCGUGCAGAUCUGCAAGGCAACCCUUUGUCGGGCGACAACAGCAACCGAAUCUCUCCUUUCGAGCAGUGCUCCUGGAGAUCGCACAUGUUAACCGAUCUAUGUUAUUUGCCCCCCCCACCCGUUCACUUUGCAAUAAUAGCACUAACAGAAAACAGUGGAACGGUAUUCCUGCUUUAAAAACAGCUCUUCUUCUACAGGUAACAUAAAUGUAUUCACUCUUUUUACCGUUGGCUGUAAAUAGUCUGUGUUCUUUUUUUUUUAAGGUGGUACCAAAUUUUGGUU